This is a messenger RNA of Coniophora puteana RWD-64-598 SS2, 1005 nucleotides long. RefSeq lists its product as uncharacterized. The transcript is spliced from 2 exons. The coding region runs from base 1 to 1005 and encodes 334 amino acids. The record is from RefSeq and is a predicted model, not a curated record. Lineage: Eukaryota; Fungi; Basidiomycota; Agaricomycetes; Boletales; Coniophoraceae. Gene Ontology annotation, molecular function: GTP binding.
AUGUAUUCGCCCUCCAAAGAACCAAGUCACUCGUCGAGAAGCUACAACAGAGCAAGGCAAGGAGCGCCGCUAGGUCAAUAUCAAAGUGGUCAAGGUGCACGAACGGGCCCACCCACCUCCUUCACGCCGUACGACAGGUCCUUACCAACUGCACCACAGCCAACCCCAACCCAUACAGCGUCAUCCACCGUUUUCAUCGACGAUCCCUCGUCGUCUGCUUCUCAUGAUACUACCGUUUCGCCACUAUAUGCAGCCAUGCGUAACGAGAAAGCUGUGGAUAUAGUGUCGUCAGGUCAUGAUCAAUGCGAGGGAGAAGUACGAUCAGGCAUACCUGCCUCCUUCGCGCCGUCGGACAAGUCCCUGCCAGCGGAACCUCAGCAAAAGCCUCUUCGCUUCUGCUCCACUAUCCCCGGUCAGGCGGCAGAGACCAUGUCAUCUACCGCUUCCAUCGAUCAUCGCCUGCCAUUUGUACCGAGUGCGACGUUCGCUUCCGCACCGCAUGAAGGCCCGUACGGGCAGAGUGCCGUGGAUGUAACAUCGUCCGGUGACAGCAAGCUCCCGCCAGCCAACGUCAUCAUCUUCGGUGAAUCCGGCGUUGGCAAAAGCUCCCUCAUCAACAUGCUCUCCGGCGACGCAAACGCGUCUGCGGCUGUUUCCAACCAGGCGCUCGGUUGUACCUUCGAGACCGAGCCAUAUCAAGUCACCAUCGACGAGCGCAAUUACGUGCUCUGGGAUACCGCGGGGCUCAACGAGGGCUCCAAGGGUUCUGUAACAGCGCAUGAGGCGUGUGAGAAGCUCGUUGAUCUAUUGAAGCAGCUGAAGGGAGGCGUGCAUCUGUUGAUGUACGUCGUACGCGGGACUCGCUUGCGGAGCAUCGUCAAGAUCAACUACGAUAUCUUCCAGCGUGUCGUCUUCCGCGGGCAGGUCCCAAUCGUGCUCGUCGCGACGGGCUUGGAAAAUGAGGACCGGAUGGAGAGCUGUGGCGCAGGGACAACACCAAGGUAA